CGGAUAACAUAGAUAGAACACUCGCCUUCCCCCACCCGAAAUUAAGUUUUAGUUCUUGGCCCACGCGCUUGGAACCGCUGCAAGUCAUUUGUUUACGUUUGGUUUGCUCUUGCAAUAUUAUUUUAACCUAGAAGCUGAAAAUGGACGUUUGUCAUUGAAGUUGUUCAACUAAGUACAAUUCUCGUACGCCGUAGAAAUUCAUUUGAAGAAAAAAAUAUACUUCCAAAUUUCGAGAAUGCCUAGACUAAAGAAAUGUUGUGUACAAGGAUGUACCGAUGAGACAAGUACAAGAAAUCAUUUCCCUCAGAGUAAUUUGGAUUAAUUCAAUAACUGGCUCCAAAUGAUCCAACCAAGAUAUUGGCAACAAUUCAGUAGGCAUCGAAUUUAUGAAGGUUAUUUUGUGUGCCAUUCACAUUUUGAUAAAAAAUAUCAUCUUCCAGGAAGCCAUCGUGGUCUUACUUGCAAUGCCAUACCUACAAUCAGUAUUCCAGGUACUGUAUGCACUGAUUGAUUCUCUCAAUGUAUCAAAGAUUCGAAAUACACAGGGUAAGUUUUUGAAGGAACCAAUAACCACAAAAUCGGAACAUGAAAUAUUUUGGAAAAAAUCAAUAAAAAUUUUUGAAAACAUGUAUUUCUAUGAUGAAAAAAAACAAAAAAAUGUGGUGGUACCUACCAUAAAAAAUUUUAUUUGGACUUUAAAAGCUUUCGUUUACCUUAAGAGGAGGUUGUUAACUGAAAAAAAUUUCAAGUAUAUCUUGACUGGUGCUUUCAAUCAAGAUUGCCUUGAAAAUUUUUUCAGUUAUAUCCGAGGGCAUGGUGUAAGGAACACUAAUCCAAAUAUUGGCCAGUUUAUGUCCUCUUUCAAAUGCCUUACUUUGAAUAACUUCAUGUCCUCCCAUUCUGUAGGUUCCAACUGUGAAGAGGAUUUAACAUCACAUUGUUUGGAUAAUCUAAAAUCAUUUGUUUUAUCAAAAUUUCCUUUACCUCAAAAUGUUGUGCUUGAAGAUUUAAAUAUAGUUAUUCCGAAAUUAAUAGUCCUUGAACAAAAAUCAAAAUUUAGUAGAUGUACUUUAGUUUAUAUGUGUGGAUUCAUUUGUAAAAUUUUAUUUAAAGAUAAAUUGAUCAAACAAUGUGAUAAGUGUAAAAAAAAUUUAACCUUUAACAGUGAAGAAUUGGGGGACAUGGAUUUUAUUCAGGUAAGGCAGUAUAAACACGGAAAGUUGACAAAACCUGGGCAAUGUGUAUCAUUUUUAUUUCGGCAUUCUCUAAAUUACCUUUUCUAUAUUAUUCCGCGAAUUUGUGAAAAAAAAAACAUUUCCCUCUAUUUAAAAUCGUUUCUAAUGAAAUAUUUGGACUUCAAAAUUUUAAAUUGUAAUGAACAUAUGUUGGGGGAAAAAGUAUGUGAGACAAUAAUAAGGUGUUCCUUGCACUGGUGGUGCAAGCAGGUAAACGAAAUUAUGAGUGGUACCAACACAAAAUUUUCCAAGUUCCUUCUAACUUCCCCUAGUGAAGAAUUUAUUGAUCCUAUAAAAAUAGGGGCAAAAAGGAUCUUUGAUACAAAGAGAAAAAAGAAAUGAUUUAUUUAUUCAAUUUUAUAUUUAUUUAUUUAUUUAUAUAUUUAUUCAUUCAUUUAUUCAUAUAUUUAUUUAUUCAAAUUAAUUUAUUCAUGUUAUUCAUUUUUGUUGAA
Messenger RNA from Harmonia axyridis, 1687 nucleotides. RefSeq lists its product as uncharacterized. Bases 387 to 1577 code for a protein of 396 amino acids. The record is from RefSeq and is a predicted model, not a curated record. Lineage: Eukaryota; Metazoa; Arthropoda; Insecta; Coleoptera; Coccinellidae. The transcript is spliced from 3 exons.